Messenger RNA from Planococcus citri (citrus mealybug), 2353 nucleotides. RefSeq lists its product as uncharacterized. The transcript is spliced from 2 exons. The record is from RefSeq and is a predicted model, not a curated record. Bases 927 to 2234 code for a protein of 435 amino acids. NCBI's taxonomy places the organism in Eukaryota, Metazoa, Arthropoda, Insecta, Hemiptera, Pseudococcidae.
CGUGUAUUGCCUCUGUUAUGUUGGCGAAUUACAAUUACAAUGUUGAGACGAUGAUGUUACGUAGAGUAGGUAUUGAAAAUUUUAUUCUUCGGGAUUGGUCAUUGACCUGAAAAAGCGAUUUGUUUGAUUUUAUUCUAUUCAUUUUUUGAGGAGAAAUUGCGAGGAUUUAGACACCUUGUUGAUAAUGUUUGAUGUGACGAAAUUUUUACGCUCGUGGCAUGAUUUUUUUUAACUUGACUAAUGAAUGCAUUUGAACUGAAGCGUCGCGGAUAAAAGGUAUUUAAAAUUUGGCGUGUGCGUUAGUUCGUCAGAAGACUGCGAGAGUAGCAUUCAGUAGAGUAACGAGAAUACGACGUGUUUUUGGAAACAGUUCAGAUUACCAGAAUAUAUGGAGAAAAACUCGCGAAAAUUGACGAAUAAAUCGAGUAAAACGAUACCGUACGAUUAUGAUAGGUACUGUUCGGGCAAAUACAUACGGUGUGGUCAAGAAGAGAUUUUUUCUCUCGUACGAGUACGAGUAUAUUAUACUGGUAGUUGAGGGUUAUAAUGGCAUGUUUUAUCGCGACAUAUAUUUUUCGCUUUAAUUCGUAUUUAUUUAAUUUCGCGUAUACAUUUUUGGUGACUCGCCAGCUCGUUGAUUUGAUCUUCCGAAUUCGUAGGCACUUUUCCAAACAAAUGAUAUUUUAUUCUCGCGAGUACUGCUAGUACAUCGAGAAGUUUGGCGUUAAUUGCGGAGCGGUGGCGAACAGUGUUUUAUUUCGAGUAAUACUCGUAGUGUGUCUGUGUACGUUUACUUUCGACGACUGAGGAGACUGAAAACGAUUUUUCGUUGAUUGUUCGAAUCGAGUCGAGUCGAGUUCUCAUGUAAUACGAAACCUGCGGUGCGGUGUUGGUGUCGUGUGUGUGCCAUCAGCCAAUCAGCCAUCAUGGAUCAAAGAAACAACGUCGAUCGAGAUCUCAUCAUCAAAGCUAGAUUUCGAUUCACCAACGAUCACGAUGAUCGAGAAGACGAUUCGCGUACGACGUAUUGGAACGAGUUGAUGUCGAGCGAUGACGCCAAAACACCUUGUUACGCUUUUCGAAGGGGUAACAUUCUAUUCACCACCAUCCCUCCUGCCAGACAGCCACCUCCGAUACAGAAAUCCUGCACGAGUACGUGUAAAAUCAACCUCGCCGUCGCCGAUCGAUCGGAUAAACGACACGGAUCGGAUUUUUGCGAAGUUUGCUGCGGUAUCAGAAGCCCGAGUUUUUCCCGUAGAGCUCACAGUUUUACAACACAUUUCUGUACCAGAGUUCCUGCGAAGAAAAACAUCAACUCGGCCAAUUCCUCUUCCGAUCAAAGGUCUAAAAGUACAGAUAGCAGUAUUAGUUCCUGCAGCGAAUCAGGCGUUAAUCGCAAUUUCGGCAAUUUACUCAGUAGUCGAGGUCAUAUUUCACGAUUGUCUGCUUACCUGAAGAAGAAUGGGCCGCCGCUGUACGGUCAGAAUGGCGUUUACGAGGAAGCCACGUCUAGCGAUUACACAUCGGAAGCUUCGUCCAGCUGCGACAGGAAAUCGAACAAUAAUAAUUUGCAAAUACGUUCGGGUUGCGAUAAAUGCGGUCUGUCUUCGACCAACAGCAACAGCAAUAGCACAUUGGCGACGAGCAGAAGCAGAUCGUCGGCUGUGACCGAGUAUUCGUCGUAUUCGUCUUCGUAUCCGUCCUCGUGUAGUUCUUAUAUGCCAUUUUUUUUAGACGAAAGUUGCAGCUCGUCCGUUUGCUGCGAUUGCAGUAGCGGCGGCGCUAAUUCGACGCUUAGUUCUUUCAGCAGCUUGAGAACGACCGCUGCUGCCUCCGUUAAAGAUCGUACUACGAGUAGAAAAGAAGAAGACUGCGAAAAAGCUAGAUUUUUCUCCAACGACAGCUCGAGCGAUUCCGAUAACGAAACGUGUAGCUCGGAGAUGGGAUGGAGUUUUGGUAGCUUUUGUCAAGACGAUAAGUUGAGCAGCGGUUUGAGUAGAGCGACGACUGAGGAAAGCGUUCGAAAAAGUAACACGAUCAAGAAAGGUGUUAACGAAUCGAUUGGCAAGGCUGUGAAUGUGAAACCCUUCGUGUCGAGUUCGAAUAGAAAAUUAGUUACGGAAAAAUUUGGCGAUAUUGUGAGCACGUUGAGGAAACCAGGACAUCAUGUCGGACCGUCCAAAAAUUCCGAUUGCUUGUGCGAUAAUUGUAGAUUUUUCUUCUGCAAAAAAUAAACUCGCGUGUUUCGUUACAUUACAUAAUUAAUGAUAUUUUGACGACGACAAUUGUGAUAUUUUGUAAUACAUUUACAUAUUUUUCUUUUUACGAGGAUUACACGUUUCAAAUAAUACAA